Molecule: messenger RNA, 1333 nt
Organism: Cyprinodon tularosa
Lineage: Eukaryota; Metazoa; Chordata; Actinopteri; Cyprinodontiformes; Cyprinodontidae
Product: POU domain class 2-associating factor 1
Exons: 5
Coding region: 67-1029 (320 amino acids)
Biological process (GO): positive regulation of transcription by RNA polymerase II
Cellular component (GO): RNA polymerase II transcription regulator complex
Molecular function (GO): DNA binding; POU domain binding; transcription coactivator activity
Source: RefSeq, a predicted model, not a curated record
CAUGGAGGUAGCUUAGUCAGCUGCUGAUGGAAUCUUCUCUCCCUGUCAGAACACCUUCAGCCUGUCAUGACAGGGGGUCAAGUGGAGGACAGACACAGAAGUGGGGUGGACCACAGGUCUCCUUCCUCUGUCACACAGCCAUCCACCCUGGGACGGUCCCGGCCGUAUCAAGGAGUCAGAGUUCGGGAUCCGGUCAAGGAGCUGCUGAGGAGGAAGAGGAGCCUGGAGCAUCAGAGCACCAAGACCACGCACUCCCCAGCUGAUGUGGCGGCUCACACCAAUCUUUCAUCAUUUACACAAGGUGUUUUUGGCUCAGAUGUGGCCAGUACUUCUCCAGCUCAGCAGUCUACUGGUGCUGCAGAUGAUGCGUUGCAGGGAGCAGGCUGGAAAGCGGCUUCCUCUGUCUCCAACGCUGGGCUGCAGUCUGUUAUGAUGCCAUGGUCCUCAUCUGACUACAGCCAGCAGGACUCCACUGCUCAGACUCUGGCCUACCCCGCUGCCCCUGCCCUCACUGCUGAUGUAUACAUGCAGACUCUGUGCCCCAGCUAUACCAUGCUGACCUAUACACACACACCACUGCUCACAAACUUUGGGACCAUACCAGUGGCUCAAGGAACAACGUCUCUUCCUCAGAUGGAGCUCCCUGACACAGGGCUGGCUUACCCCUUAUGGGCACAGCCUCUCACCGCCAUAUCUGCCAUGCCCAAUCCAGGAGUCCAGUUUGCCCCAGGUUCUGCAGCUCUGCCUGGAUCCUCUUUGGUCCACAUGCCUUUACCCAUGUCUUUGACCACCAUGAUCCCUCAGCCAGAGACCCAGGAGGUGGAUCCUCACCCUCAGAUUUUGGACAUCCCAGAGCACUCACAGCAUGAUCUGGACCAAGAACCCCAAGAUCACUCUCUGCAUGAGGAUCCUGAAGUGGAACCAGAAUCCCCUAACUUGCUGGAUAAGCUUCUGGAGGAUCAGAGGGAGCAUACUGAAGAGGGAGACAAAGAUUCGUACUCCAGCUCUCUGUUCUUGCCUAAUGUCUAAAGAUACAACUGUUCAAUCCUGUGAAACCAAAAUUAUGUCAUUUUUUAAAUUCCCAUAUUUGGUCAAGUGAUAAAUGAGUUUUUGCAUCCUAUUAAUAUUUGCCACAGUAAAAAUAGCAUAUGUCAAAAUAGUUUAUUGUUAAUUGCUGUAGUUGUGGCUGUUUUUAACAAGAUCAUGUCAAACAUGGAAACAUCCCACAAUUGUCUAGAUGUCUGUUUGCAAAAUGUUUAUCUAAUGUAUAAGUGUGAUGUAAGAGAAGAAUGAUAAAUUUUUUAAAAUAUAUUUUUUAAAUGAAAAUCUGGCA